Molecule: messenger RNA, 914 nt
Organism: Eurypyga helias (sunbittern)
Lineage: Eukaryota; Metazoa; Chordata; Aves; Eurypygiformes; Eurypygidae
Product: immunoglobulin-like domain-containing receptor 1
Exons: 3
Cellular component (GO): plasma membrane
Molecular function (GO): high-density lipoprotein particle receptor activity
Source: RefSeq, a predicted model, not a curated record
CUCUUGCAGCGCAGAGGGGCAGGAGAAGAGAGGCUCCAGAGGGACUCAGCCAGGAUCACUGCUGCAGAAGGACCCUCUCUUUAUUGUCCCCCCUUGACUUGCUGCGUUCUCCUGUGCUUUUACCCUUAGAUGUCUCUCUACGGAACAGUCUUCCACUGGUGCAGCCACAAGCUCAGCUUUCCCCUAACAAGGGUGUUUUGGACUACCUGGAGUCUGAAAUCCAAAACCUUAACAUGUCCCAGCUCCGGCCGCCCUCCCACCAGCGGCAGGCUGUGCAGCCCAGCCUGCUGUCCUCCCUGGGCUCCGAGAUCAUGCCGCCUCCUCUUGCUGACCACAUCUCCUCCAUCCAUGGGAGCAGCAACUCCUCACGGCCACAGAGAGCUGCCCGCACCCCCAGACCCUGGGACUCUGCUGCAGAGGACAGGAGGGAAAACAGGAGGUGGCCCUUGCCUUCCAGUGGGGAUUCUCAUUCCAGCUACAGUCAGGAGCCCUGGGACAGGCAACGAGAGGACCAUCCUCAGAGGCAGAGGACAGGCGGCUACAAUGGCAGGCCCCAGCACUCCAGACAGGAUGUGUCGCCCCUACGCCGGGCUGAGAGGGGCAAGAGCAGCAGCAGCAGCUCCAGUUUCUAUCCAGAGGAGGCCAAGGAGCGCUCCAGACACCAUCAUGGUCAGCGGCGGCACAGCUACUCUCCCCCUUCUCGCCGGGGGUCGUGCAGCUCCUCAGAAGAGCAGGCCCGUCUCCCAGCAUCAAACCGCCGCCGGCGGCACCGGUCUCGGGAAUGGCCAGAAGAUAAACCCCCCAGUUACCGCUCAUUAGAAAUCAUCCCAGGUCAGGAAAAGAAGCACAAAGGCAACACGGGGCCACGCUCGGACAGAGGAAGUUCCCACAGUGGAAGAAGCAUAGUAAUUUAA